AGAUACUCGUAGAUAGCAUAUAAAGCACAGCGGAUCGUAGGUGACGGCGCACUUUGGCGGCAAAAUGUCUCUCAGCGGGUUGGUAUUCUCUCUCCUCCUCUCUGUUCUGGUGACAGAAUGUUUGUCGUGUUCUCCGCCGAUGAACUGGAGCCAUCAGACGGUCGAGCAGCGCGCGGCCAUGGCGCACAGGAUCGUGUACGCGACCGACGUCGGGCAUCAGAACGUGGUUCUCAACCCGCUCGGCGCGUCCUACGACGGGCAGUUUGACGUGCACUGUGUGCUGAAGGGAGAAGAAUUCCAGUCCAACCCGGUGUCUGUGGCAGACAUGGGCAUCAUCCCGCACCUGUGCACGGCUCACACCGUGAAGGAGGGCCGCUCGUACUUCCUGUUCCUCAUGGGCAGCGAGGAGGAAGUCGUCACCGUGCACGAGGUCAACUACGAGAUCGGGGUCUUCGAUGAUCUCGACGGGUAUCGCGACAUCUUCGAUCGCGAGUUCGAAUUUUACAGCAGGUGCCUUGGAGGGAACUCUCCAACCAGCAAAAAUGCCAACACGCCCGUGGAACGUUAGCACGACAGCACAUCCAAUAUACAUUAACACCUAUACAAAUUACCACGACGACAUGGCAACAUGGAAAACAGUAACCGUAAAAGAACAGGAUUUUGACAAAUCUGUAAUCAACAUGCAUGACACAAACUGUCUAAUCGACGUGUAUGAAUAGCCAUAGUGUUCAUCAUAGACAUUUUGUGUUUGUGAAAGAAAAUAACUACAUAUUAUAUUGUUUUAAGCGAAGCUUGCAAUAAAUGUGACGUUACGAA
Messenger RNA from Branchiostoma belcheri (Belcher's lancelet), 816 nucleotides. Its product is annotated as coiled-coil domain-containing protein 3-like. Bases 65 to 568 code for a protein of 167 amino acids. The transcript has 3 exons. The record is from RefSeq and is a predicted model, not a curated record. NCBI's taxonomy places the organism in Eukaryota, Metazoa, Chordata, Leptocardii, Amphioxiformes, Branchiostomatidae.